GCGGUAGCCCGAAAUGGACAAGAAGAUCCUCAGGCAUAUGCAUGGCUCGCUCGCCUAGCCUACGACCGAGUCUAGGGACGGUGAGCUUCCCACACUCCUCCUCUAAAAAAUUAUGAUAUAGCAGGGUAGAUGAGUCAAUGACGGGUAAGAGCGUGCCUCCCCAGCAUGACUCGACCUAAGCCAGGCCCUACCCCAUCCUGCACGUAAGCCGCUGGACUGUUAGAUGCUGCCCAGGUCUAAAUUUCUCUCCGAGGGGAUUUCUUUACGGAGAGGAAAUGAGUGCAAGCUUGUGUGCAUCCAGGUUCCGUCCAGUUUGUGCCUGGCCCUAGAAAAAGGACGAGGGCCUCAGGGCCUUGGCAGACCAUGGGACGGCCGACCAGGGUCUAAGCCAAGGACCUACGGUGGGCCUACGCAUAGGGCAUAAGCCUCUGCACCCAGUCCAGGAAGGGCUACGAUGCGCACAUUCAUAAAAAAUAAAAAAGGGGGAGAUGUUGGGAGCCGCAGCCCCGAGCCCGGUCGCCUCACUUGGCGGACGUGAGGCCUGUAGUAAAGAGUGAGGCCUGAGGUAGAUUACCCCUCCCAUCGAAUAUGUUAGUUUCCUGCUUACCGCGUAAACAACCCGCUCAACAAUAUAGUCUGCCUGGCAACUGAUGAUGUUAGCCAAUCAGCUUGCCUUGCUUACUUUAACAUGAUUGGACACUGUACCCGUAUAUAUACCGGUGCCACCCCUGGGCGGAAGAAGAAGCCAGAUAGAAGCCCGGAAGUAGAAGCCCAAAAGGAGCCGCGGAGAGCGGACCGGUAGAGGCUUUGGGGCAGACUGAAGCACAAAAGGAGCCGCGGGAAGCGGACCAAAGGAGGCUUCAGCUGGGAGAACCCAGGGCAGGCUGUACGGAGAAGGAAAAUAAAAAGAAAAGGUUGUCCACUACCAGACUGUGUCGUGUGUCCUUCCUGCCGGCCGGGAGCGGACAUCGACACAAGUCUUCCCCAGGCAAAGUCAAAGAAGCUGUAAAGGCAGCCAUUGAUGCAGGAUAUCGCCACCUUGACUGUGCCUUUAUGUAUCAGAACGAGCGUGAGGUGGGAGAAGCCAUCCAAGAGAAGAUUCAAGAGAAGGCUGUGAAGCGAGAAGAUCUCUUCAUUGUUAGCAAGUUGUGGCCCACAUUCUUUGAGAGAAGCCUGGUGAAGGAGGCCUGCCAGAAGACCCUGAAGGACCUGAAACUGGACUACCUGGACAUCUACCUCAUUCACUGGCCGCAGGCAUUUCAGCCUGGAAAGGACUUAUUCCCCAGAGAUGAUAGUGGCAAUUUAAUUCCUGGCAAAGCAACAUUCUUGGAAACCUGGGAGGCCAUGGAGGAGCUGGUGGACCAAGGUUUGGUGAAAGCCAUUGGCAUUUCCAAUUUCAACCACUUCCAAAUAGAAAAGCUCUUGAACAAGCCUGGACUGAAAUAUAAACCAGUCACUAACCAGGUGGAGUGUCACCCAUACCUCACUCAAGAGAAGCUGAUCCAGUACUGCCACUUGAAGGGCAUCACUGUCACUGCCUACAGCCCCCUGGGCUGUCCAGAUAGACCUUGGGCCAAGCCAGAGGACCCUUCCCUGCUGGAUGAUCCCAAGAUUAAGGAGAUUGCUCUGAAGCACAAAAAGACCACAGCCCAGGUUCUGAUCCGAUUCCACAUCCAGAGGAAUGUAGCAGUGAUCCCCAAGUCUGUGACACCGGCACGCAUUGUAGAGAACUUUCAGGUCUUUGACUUCAAGCUGAGCGAUGAAGAGAUGGAGACCAUCCUCAGCUUCAACAGAAACUGGAGGGCCUGCAUCUGGGUUCCCACUGAAACUUGGGAGGAUUUUCCCUUCCAUGCCGAAUAUUGAGGUUGACUUUCCCCAUGAGAUGAACUGUAGAUGCUCCUUUAUCACUGAGUUGGAACUCACUUCUCCUGGUUUUAAUCAAGCAUAUCUGAAAUCCUGAUAUCCUUGGCCAUGGUAGACUCAACCCCAGGUUGUGCUUCCAUCCAUGUGCUCAGCCACUCGGGGGAAGGGUGACUCCAAGAAGCCAAUGACAACUCUUUUUUCCACUUGAUUGGUGUGGCAAAAUGAGAAUUAAAUGCCUAAAGAUCCUCAACCUGAGGAUGCCAAUAUGACGACAAUAAAAUUUAAUGAUAGUAAUCCA
Cavia porcellus (domestic guinea pig) is the source of this 2161-nucleotide messenger RNA. Its product is annotated as aldo-keto reductase family 1 member B10. The coding region runs from base 1054 to 1863 and encodes 269 amino acids. The record is from RefSeq and is a predicted model, not a curated record. Lineage: Eukaryota; Metazoa; Chordata; Mammalia; Rodentia; Caviidae. The transcript is spliced from 10 exons. Gene Ontology annotation, cellular component: cytosol; mitochondrion. Gene Ontology annotation, molecular function: aldose reductase (NADPH) activity.